Zalophus californianus (California sea lion) is the source of this 516-nucleotide messenger RNA. Its product is annotated as acyl-CoA-binding protein-like. Gene Ontology annotation, biological process: fatty acid metabolic process. Bases 1 to 516 code for a protein of 171 amino acids. Gene Ontology annotation, molecular function: fatty-acyl-CoA binding. The transcript has 3 exons. The record is from RefSeq and is a predicted model, not a curated record. NCBI's taxonomy places the organism in Eukaryota, Metazoa, Chordata, Mammalia, Carnivora, Otariidae. Gene Ontology annotation, cellular component: mitochondrion.
AUGUCUCAGGCUGAGUUUGACAAAACUGCUGAGGAUGCUAAGCACCUCAAGACCGAGCCAGCAGAUGAUGAGAUGCUGUUCACCUACAGCCACUAUGAACAAGGAACUGUGGGUGGCACAAACACAGAGCAGCCUAGGCUGCUGGAUUUCAAAGGCAAGGCCAAGUGGGAUGCCUGGAAUCAGCUGAAAGGGACUUCCAGGGAAGAUGCCAUGAAAGCUUCCAACAACAAAGUAGAAGAUCUAAAGAAAAAGUAUGGGGCGAGGACAUUUAAGGUCAGGCCAACAUCAUGCAGGCAAAAACUCAAUAAGGGCUUCACUGCCCUGUAUUUCCCACCACAUCUGGGUCAGGUCCCAGCAAAGCGAGGGCGUGAGAAUGUGGCUGCUGUCUGCUUUGCUCCUUCCCUAGUCCUCAGGGAAAUGCAGGUCAUUUUGGACAUGAGGUUGAAGAAGGUGGCCAUGAUCCAGACAAAAAUCAGAGGCUCUAUCACGGUAGAAGAAGGGAAAACAGCUAUUUAG